This is a messenger RNA of Pelobates fuscus (common spadefoot toad), 3548 nucleotides long. Its product is annotated as NADH-cytochrome b5 reductase 3. The transcript is spliced from 9 exons. Bases 83 to 985 code for a protein of 300 amino acids. Gene Ontology annotation, molecular function: oxidoreductase activity. Lineage: Eukaryota; Metazoa; Chordata; Amphibia; Anura; Pelobatidae. The record is from RefSeq and is a predicted model, not a curated record.
UGUCAGUGGGGCUGCGUGCUGUCUCGGAAGCUUUAGUAACUCGCUGUGUCCUUGCUCAGAUUCCGCUCCUGUCACCGGCAGAAUGGGGGCCCAGCUCAGCACGCUCGGAAGAAUCGCAAGUUUCCCAUUCGCGAUAAUUUAUGGCAUUUUCCUGAGAAUUUUUGGCAAGCGUGCCCCUGCCAUCACCUUGGAGAGUGCGGACAUCAAAUACCCCCUACGACUUAUUAGCAAAGAGGAAAUCAGCCAUGACACUAGAAGAUUCCGCUUUGCUUUGCCUUCUCCUGAGCAUAUCCUGGGUCUUCCGAUCGGGCAGCACAUCUAUCUGUCGGCCAGGAUCGACGGCAAUCUGGUGGUUAGACCCUACACACCAGUAUCCAGUGAUGAUGAUAAAGGCUACGUAGACCUUGUUGUGAAGAUCUACUUUAAAGGAAUCCAUCCGAAGUUUCCCGAGGGAGGGAAGAUGUCUCAGUAUCUGGAAGGUCUUAAAAUAAAUGAAACUAUUGAUUUCCGGGGCCCAAGUGGUCUGCUGGUUUACAAAGGAAAAGGAACAUUUGAAAUCCGCCCUGAUAAAAAGUCUGCCUCAGUCAAAAAGAACGUGAAGCACCUGGGUCUGAUUGCUGGUGGAACCGGAAUAACCCCAAUGCUGCAACUCGUCCGUGCCAUAACCAAGGACAAAGAUGACAAAACCACCUGCUACCUGCUGUUUGCUAACCAGACCGAGAAAGACAUCCUGCUCCGAGACGAACUGGAAGAGAUCCGAGUGAAUCACCCCAGGUUUAAGCUGUGGUACACACUGGACAGAGCGCCGGAGGACUGGGAUUACAGCCAGGGCUUUGUCAAUGAAGACAUGAUUAAAGCGUUCAUUCCUGCCCCCAGUGAUGAUGUUCUCAUCUUAAUGUGUGGUCCACCACCAAUGAUCCAGUACGCUAUUAACCCGAGUCUGGACAAGCUGGGCUACCCCCAGGACCAGAGGUUUGCCUAUUAGAAAUGUCCCUGGCCGGUCAGGAGUGGGAGAUGGACGCAGUAACUGGGAUCGAAUGGAAACGUUUCCUGCAAGGAGUUUGAGAAAUGCCUUGUUAAUCACUAAGUGGGUUUUAUUAAUCUGUGCCCGCGAUGGGCUGUAUCACAAAAUAUCGACAUUCAGUUUAUAAAUUGUUUGGCUUUUUCUCCAGCAAUCUGUGACCAGCGAAAGGACAUCCAUGUACUGAAUGCGAUUAAUAAUAUAACCGCGAAACUGAAAGGUUUUUCUUUUGUUUGUUUUUUAUGUACUCUGUUCUGGUUGCAGUUGUCUGUGGUUCUUUGUAAAUUUGCACUUGCAAGUCUCUCUCGUAAUCUUGAAAGUAUUGCUCCUCGUUUGUGAUCAGGAAGUGAUAAACCCCGCACACGGCGUGGCUGGGAGGCUGUAAGAGGCAGUUACAGGGUCCAGUGUAAAUACUGGUCCAGUAGCAGCGUCUUUUUAAAAGUGGAGCAGUCACCAUGGAAACCAAUGGAAGGUUCCUUCUGAUUGCUGCACUUUUAGAAGUUUCCUGUGGAAUUGCUGCAGAAAGUGGAAAUGAAUUGAUUUGUCCCUUGUAUAAGUGAGAGCAGGAGUUUGGGGGCCAUGGGGGACGGGAUCUCACAGAAAUUAGCCAUGCCCCUGCCACACUUGAUUAAUUCACUGCAUGAAAUAUACUGACACGCAGCACCUUUCUAUAUCAUUCACAGCUUUAACUUUUGUGCCGAUUUGCUAGUUCUUCGAUAAGACCAGUCACAAGGCUGACACACCUUCCCUCGAUCAGGCCUUUAUUUUUAUUAUAGAAUUUAUUGCACUUUCCACGUAAACACGCCCUCUGACUCGUAGUCACUAUAAAUCUUGUGUUUUUUUCGUCGCACUCGCAAGUCUUGCCUUUGGAGCAUUUAGAAUGUUUCCUUGUUUGCACUAAAACGUGGCUCCUUUUUAAAUGUUAAUUCUUUGCCUUUUUAAAGAAUUGUAAAGUGUUAUAAUCUUUCAAAUAUAAGCAUUUCUGAAAUUGUGUUUGCGUGUCUGUAAGCAGUGCUAAUUAUCGGUUUGUCUGCUUUGCGAUUGGCCUGCCACGUAACCUACAUGUGGGCUGUGCUGCACGUUUGUGACUAUUCGUGUCCCGUAUUCCUUUCAUUGUUUGUAGGUAUGUAAAAUGUGCUACAGCGGGUGUAGUAGGUUUCAUUUUGAUGAUACAGUGCAUAGCUGAUCUGAUUGGCUGAGCACUGUUCACACAGAUCGCACAUUAUGAGCUUGGAAUGCUUUUAUCCUAAUGCUUAUAAUUUUGCAGCAGCUGAGGUAUUGUUUAAGAUUAUUCACAGCUAGAACACCUUUAUCAGGAAGGGUCAGCAGAACCAGUAUAUGUAACCUUUUUGCUAUUAAAGUAUUUAAUGGAAUCUCCCAUCCGUUCUGGUGACGUAACAUAACGUCCUCAUGAAACGUGUCUAAUUGUUACUGAGGUGCAGACGUUAAGCACAGUAUUCUGAAUGAAAAAAUUUAAGAUUAUUUUUUUAUAUUUCAUCUAGAACUGUACCAAGAAUUUUGACACCAGGCAGGAUUUAUAUUUUCAGAAUAACUUCUAACUCUGAAUUGUAAAAUUAUGUGUUCUAUUAACCUGUUAAUAUCUGUGUGUUUAUUUAACACUAACAUGGUGUGCAGGGGAUUGUGCUGUGUUCAUGGGAAUCUAGCUUCAUUUGUUGGCUUUGCCGCCGGACAUCCAUAUUUGGAUUUUCCAUAAGGUAGACCAAUUCCCGCCAUAGCAGAGAUGUGUAACAGCCGUGCCAAUCAUCCCCAGAGCCCAAGUGAUGGGUGAUUUUAGUUUAAACUAGCGCGACACCUGUAUCUUACCAAACCGCGGUGUAUCCCAGAAUCUCAUUUCAAAACCCUGAAAACAUGACACCAUUCAUUAAAUGGAGAUUUUUUUUUUUUUGUUGUACGUUUGGAACAGACUUUCAAAUUUUCGAUCAAAAUAGAGGAGUGGGGGGAAUCAAUCUUGUCUGCAUCUUGUCUAGUUGGCCGCAAAGUCUCCAAACAUACUGUUUAAUGAAUAGGUCCAAAUAGCAGAUAAUCUAACUGAGAUUUGACAUGCAGUUUAGGAUUUUCGUCCCCCUUGAUAAUUUGCCCUAUAUUUGGUAAAUCUGUCAGUUUAUUGAAUACCUCCUUCCCAUCGCGAACACACAGUCCAAUAUGUGGAAAGCUGUCCUGUCAGAUUCCUGUGCAGAACAAGCCUGUAACCGUUAAAUCGGUGACAACUGACUGUUAAUACUCCUGUUUACAGGUUAGGGUGCAGUCUUACUGUUACUAUUAGACCCGUGGCAUUGCAUGCUGUCAUCAGAUGGGGGGAGCGCCUGCUAUUCUGGUCUCGGUUUGCUGAUUUGCAAAUCAUACAUUCAUUGCUAUAACGUCUCCUGUUUAUAGUCCUGGUGAAGUGCCUUUUUGUAUCUUCCUUCUCGAUAAUGUAUCAGAGACAACCUAUAACUAAAUAGUGUAACCUUUACCAAAGAACCUUUUCAAUAUCAAUAUUAAAGGUGCAUUCGCUUUCACUCCGUGU